This is a messenger RNA of Capra hircus (goat), 931 nucleotides long. RefSeq names its product SIX homeobox 6 (gene SIX6). NCBI's taxonomy places the organism in Eukaryota, Metazoa, Chordata, Mammalia, Artiodactyla, Bovidae. The record is from RefSeq and is a predicted model, not a curated record. Gene Ontology annotation, cellular component: transcription regulator complex; nucleus. Bases 153 to 893 code for a protein of 246 amino acids. Gene Ontology annotation, molecular function: DNA-binding transcription factor activity, RNA polymerase II-specific; RNA polymerase II cis-regulatory region sequence-specific DNA binding. The transcript is spliced from 2 exons. Gene Ontology annotation, biological process: regulation of transcription by RNA polymerase II; eye development.
CCCCGCGGUUGCGCCUCUGCCCUGGCCGUGCAUCCCGGUUGCCCCGAGCCGCUUUCACCAAGGAGAGCCUGGCGCAUCCGGCCGGGUCCGCGGGCAUCUGCUGCGUGUCCCACUCCGGACUCAGCGCCUCUGCUGUCGCCGGCGCUGCCUCGAUGUUCCAGCUGCCUAUCUUGAAUUUCAGUCCCCAGCAAGUGGCCGGGGUAUGCGAGACUCUAGAGGAGAGCGGCGACGUGGAGCGCCUGGGUCGCUUCCUCUGGUCGCUGCCUGUGGCCCCUGCGGCCUGCGAGGCGCUCAACAAGAAUGAAUCUGUGCUGCGCGCUCGAGCCAUCGUGGCCUUUCACGGUGGCAACUACCGCGAGCUCUACCAUAUCCUGGAAAACCACAAGUUCACCAAGGAGUCGCACGCCAAACUGCAGGCGCUGUGGCUCGAAGCUCAUUACCAGGAGGCUGAGAAGCUGCGUGGACGGCCCUUGGGGCCGGUGGAUAAGUACCGCGUGAGGAAGAAGUUCCCGCUGCCGCGCACCAUCUGGGACGGCGAACAGAAGACACACUGCUUCAAGGAGCGCACGCGGCACCUGCUGCGGGAAUGGUACCUGCAGGACCCCUACCCCAACCCAAGCAAAAAGCGUGAGCUCGCCCAGGCAACCGGACUGACCCCUACGCAGGUGGGCAACUGGUUCAAAAACCGCCGGCAAAGGGAUCGGGCAGCUGCAGCCAAAAACAGACUUCAGCAGCAGGUCCUGUCGCAGGGGUCCGGCAGGACGCUAAGGGCGGAGGAAGACGGCACGCCCGAGGUGCUGGGUGCCGCCGCCAGCCCGGCCGCCAGCCUGUCCAGCAAGGCAGCCACUUCGGCCAUCUCCAUCACUUCCAGCGAUAGCGAGUGCGACAUCUGAGUUGCCCACCAAUUACACUAAAAAACAGAAUUCGGCGU